Messenger RNA from Seriola dumerili (greater amberjack), 2773 nucleotides. RefSeq names its product nuclear receptor subfamily 4 group A member 1-like (gene nr4a1). Lineage: Eukaryota; Metazoa; Chordata; Actinopteri; Carangiformes; Carangidae. Gene Ontology annotation, biological process: cellular response to corticotropin-releasing hormone stimulus; regulation of transcription by RNA polymerase II. Gene Ontology annotation, cellular component: nucleus; transcription regulator complex. Gene Ontology annotation, molecular function: nuclear receptor activity; zinc ion binding; nuclear glucocorticoid receptor binding. The record is from RefSeq and is a predicted model, not a curated record. The coding region runs from base 87 to 1808 and encodes 573 amino acids. The transcript has 7 exons.
CUGGGAAAUACUGAAGAUGACAGACGGUCGUUUGUGGAGCACAGAUAGUUCAAAUACCUGUAGACGGCCAUAAGAGUCUUGCAGCCAUGACUUGCAUACACCCCCAACAUGGAUCUCAGCCCUAUGAAAACAGCCUUGGCAGCUCAGAGCUUCAAAGUGCAGACUUUAUCUCCAGGUUGGCUGUGGAUAUGAGCAGCCCACGGGACCACCUCUCUGCUCCAUCCCUGCCAAGCAUCAGCUCCCUGGUGGGCACUAACUCUGGCGACUUUGACGCAUAUUCAUGCCAGUUCACGGCAGCCCCUGCCCACGUCACUCCAUCGUCAGGCCAGGAGACCCCCUUCAAGCUGGAUGACCUCCAGGUUUACAGCUGCUACCCUGGAACUUUCACCCUGAGUUACCCGGAGGAGGCUGUGUCCCCUGGCGGUUCAGAUUAUUUUGGCAGCCCCGCAUCGGCCUCGUCUCCUUCAACUCCUGGGUUUCAGAGUCAGCAUACGUCCGCCUGGGAUUCAGCAUUUGGUCCAUACUCACCCAGUCCAGGAUACUGGGCAUCUGAAGAGACCUCAGUGCAACAUGCACCCUCUUUCUUCACAUUUGGUUCAGGGUCUGUGGAGGAUAUGUCUCACUUGGGUCAACCACACUUAAGAGAUCAGGAUCCUUUCACUUUGGCCCAUCCUCUCCCAUCAGCACUGACCUUCCCUGCCUUGUCAAUGGAGCAAGCGCGGAGCCUUGAUGGCAACGACCAGCUGGAUGGAAGCUUAUCGCCCAAAUUAAAAAGCCCAAGUGGAAAUGAAGGCUGCUGUGCUGUGUGUGGGGACAACGCCUCCUGUCAGCACUAUGGGGUUCGCACCUGUGAGGGAUGCAAAGGUUUUUUCAAGCGUACGGUGCAAAAAAAUUCCAAGUAUGUUUGCCUUGCCAACAAGGAUUGUCCUGUGGACAAGAGAAGGCGGAAUCGAUGCCAGUUUUGCCGUUUCCAGAAGUGUCUAACUGUAGGCAUGGUCAGGGAAGUUGUGAGAACAGACAGUCUAAAAGGAAGAAGAGGUCGCCUACCUUCCAAGCCUAAAGUCGUCCAGGAUGUGACGACCAAUGUGUCUCCAGUGAGCAUGAUUGCUUCUCUUGUGAGGGCGCACAUUGACUCAAACCCUGGCAUUGGGAAACUGGAUUAUUCCAAGUACGAUGAGACAGAAGUCAGUCCAAACCGGAAGGAGGAUGCGAGUGACAUCAAGCAGUUUUACGACCUUCUCACGGCCUCCAUGGAGGUCAUCAGGACGUGGACGAGGAGCAUCCCAGGUUUCUCCGAGUUCUGCUCAGAAGACCAGGAACUUCUGCUGGAGUCUGCGUUUGUUGAACUCUUCAUCCUCCGUCUUGCAUAUCGGUCCAAUCCUGAAACGGACAAGCUCAUCUUCUGCAAUGGGGCUGUGCUUCACAAAAUUCAGUGUGUCCGAGGCUUUGGGGACUGGAUCGACUCCAUCUUGGAGUUUUCUCAGAGCCUCCAUCGCAUGAAGCUCGACGUUUCCUCCUUCUCCUGUCUCACAGCCCUGGUCAUAAUCACCGACCGACAUGGUCUUAAGGAGCCAAAACGUGUGGAGGACUUGCAGAACCAGCUCAUCACCUGCCUUAAAGAUCAUGUCUCUGGCUGUGGCUCUGACUCCUUGCGGCCAAAUUAUUUGUCCAGACUUCUCGGGAAACUGCCUGAGCUCAGGACUCUGUGCACUCAAGGCCUCCAGCGAAUCUUUUACCUUAAAUUAGAAGAUCUUGUUCCCCCACCACCGAUUGUGGAGAAAAUCUUCAUGGAUACGCUUCCGUUUUGAGUGUGAAAUGGGAGAUUGACAAUCUGCGAUAUAAAAUCUGGAGUUUGUUUGAGAGCCAAAGAGAACAGACUGAGUGCUCAUACUUCAGGUAGUAUAAACUGAAACCGCAAGAACAUAAGAAGAAGAAUCAUCCUGAGGGAUUACGCAGCUCCACAGGAAAAGGGCUACUUCUGUAUUAUAAAGUGAUUAAACUUGUGGAAGCGACAUAUAUAUGGGGGCAUUAAAACACGCUCUCACUAGUUUGUUUUUCCAAGAAAUUGUGUACUCACCAGAUGGAAUCAGACAGGCCAGCUCAUGGACCAAGAGGAGACUGUUUACAUACAACAUGGUGCCAUGAAUGGAAACAUUUCUGAUGGAGGGAAGAUGACUGCACUUUCCAAAAAAAAAAAAAAAUUAAUUCAUAUUAUAUCUGUACCUUCAUUUCAAGGAUGUAAAGUUUUCUUUUCAGUGACAACCUUUUUUGUGAUUUGGAUGACUGUAAAUUGUACAUAAAAUAUAAGACAAAGCAUUAUUGUGAUAUCUUUAGCUCAAGUAUUCAAACUGGCCAAUUUCACAGAAGCAAACAGAUUUUCCAGCCCCCAAAGUGAUGUUGUGAGUCCACACACGUCGGCAUCUGAAGCAUGAAUCACUCAAAGAUCCAGAUUGGUUUAUAUUUAAUGGCACCAUAUGUAUUUGGUGAUUUUUAAAAAAAAGUAGGUUAAGCCUACAUAAUUAUUUAGCAUAUCAUUCAUGUAUCAUGAAUAGACAUUGAGCAGCUAAUAUACUGUGUAACAUCCAAUACAGUCUUAUACACUGGUCUUGUGUGUAAAUUAUUUUGAAUCUGUCUCGAGCCUACAGGUGUUAUUGUCACAUGAACUGUAUUCUACAGUCUGUCAAAGUGUAAUUUUAUUUUGGGUUUAUCGUUUUUACAUACUAAGAAGUUAUAUUUUACUGCAGCUAAACAUGAAAUAAAAUGUAAAACUGCA